Peronospora belbahrii is the source of this 531-nucleotide messenger RNA. The record is from the annotation of a GenBank genome assembly. Lineage: Eukaryota; Oomycota; Peronosporomycetes; Peronosporales; Peronosporaceae.
AUGACGAUUACGGCUGUAACGACGAAGGAUGAUUCGACAAAGAAUGCGAGCUUAAAGGAUUCAGAGAACCGAGUUCCAGAGGAUGUGGAAGAGGAGGAAGAUGAGGACAGUGUUGCGAAGAGUGAUGACAAAAAUGUCGAGGCGAACGACGAGCAGGAUGAUUCAGUAGGAGAGACAGAGGAUGAAGAAGCUAAAGACGAGGGUGACAAUGAUGAUGAAGAAGAUACUGGAGAAGAAGAUGAUGAGGAAGUAGGGCUAUCGUAUUUGUACACGAACUUUGAGGAUGAUGACAAUGAUGAGGACUUUAACGAGGACGCCGCCGGUCAAGAUGAUGAUGAGGAAGAGGAGGAAGAUGAAGAUAGUCUUGAUAUUGUGGGGAAUAAAGGCGAUGGCGAGCAGGUUAACGUAGAUGAUAAGGAGAAUGGUGAUGCCGAUGACGACGUUGACGAAGAUGACGCAGAUGAAGAAGUGGAAGAUGAGGGGGCCCCGCCAGCCAAGAAGCAAAAAACUACAUCACCUAUAGUCAAGUAG